Molecule: messenger RNA, 1602 nt
Organism: Fonsecaea erecta
Lineage: Eukaryota; Fungi; Ascomycota; Eurotiomycetes; Chaetothyriales; Herpotrichiellaceae
Exons: 1
Coding region: 1-1602 (533 amino acids)
Source: RefSeq, a predicted model, not a curated record
AUGGCUUCUGGAUCCAAUUCUCAGUUGAGCGAAUCUUGGGUGGUCGAAGACGAAGGUGAUGAGAGGAUCAGUUGGGACGAACAUUCCGCAGAGUCGGAGCACGACGAAGAACCAAAGAUCACCGUCCAAAGCGAACAAGAACCCAAAAUGACGAGAGUGAUUAGGGAGCGACGCAAGUCCCCCAGACUGUCCACGCCCACGGAUCCAGAACCAGAGUUCAUUAUGCCAUCCGUGGCAACCAGUAUCAGUCCCUCAGAGAAGAUCGUCCGGAGGGUGAGGCCGCCCGUCACCACCAACAUGGCUUCAUCGAAGCAGAGGACAGUACCAGUACGCUCAAUUCGAUCGAAUCAAAAUCAAACGAACAACACAACAGCAUCACCAGUGGUGGACAAGAUAGUCCUGGUGCUAGUGCAUACCGCGGAAUGGCUGCUCGACAUCUUGGGCCAGACGCUGAAGACCUUGAAACGACCCAUCUCUUGGCUGCUUGCGGCAUAUCUCUUCUUCGGCAUAUUGAUGCUUUUGCAAAACCUUUUGACCUCCUCCAUCUAUACGGCUCUGUCUCCGAUAUGUCGCAUUCCCGGAGUAUCUCUUUUCGACCUUCCACUCUGCCGGUUUGCCUCAGUCAACAACGACAAACCGACUCUUCCGGGCGGGACUUCCGCCCCUGUCGAGUUCGACGCCCUCAUGAAGACGCAAUCACACUUCGAAGAGAUCUUAUCCGAAUCUGCGGCCGGUGUUGCUCUGCCCCUGGACAUGAAACGAUCCGAGACUUCAAUCCGCGAUCUACGGCAGAUCGUGCGGUAUUCGCAGCUCGCCUCACGCAAUGAAAUGGUUCUCGAAUUCGAUGGGUUCAUCGAGACCGCCCGCAUAGCGUCAUACGACCUGCAAAAGUUCAAUUCGCAUGUCGGCCGCGGUGUGGACAUUGUUCUGAGCACGGCGCGUUGGACGCAACGGGUGCUCGAUGACAUGGCGGUCAAGCAAUCUUCACGAGGCAUCAUCCCGGCUUUCAUACAGGACAACCUCCUAGCACCGUUCAAGCCGAUACAAUUCACCGAAGCAAGACUUCUCGACCAAUAUAUCUCGCACACAAGGAUAGUAUCUGAAGAGAUUGAGCGUCUGAUCGAAGAGGCCCAAGCUUUACUCCUUGUCCUGCAGAACCUCGAAGACCGGCUCGACGUGAUCCACGCCAUCGCAAUGCGCGACAAUAUCGACGCCCAGGCUGGCAAGGAUGAAAUCCUCUCGCACCUCUGGACGCUGCUGGGCGGCAAUCGCGCCAAGCUGGGCAAAUUCAACAACCAACUGACUCUUCUGAGACAAGUCGGGCAGUAUCGGAAGGUCGCAUGGGCGCAUGUCUCUGCAACGAUCCUCAAGCUGCAGGCCAUGGGCGCCGAGUUGGAAGAGUUGCGCACUAGGAUAUCGAGUGCCGAAGUAUUACGGGGCCAUAAGGAGAUCCCGCUCGCGGUCCACGUCGAGAAUAUAAGGUUGGGAGUGCAGAGGCUCGAAGAGGGCAGGGAGAAGGCGAGGAGGCUGGAGCAAGGCCAUGUCCGAAGGGUGAUUGAAGGCGCCGAGCAGGGGAAUGUCAUGGCGUUGGGAGACACUUGA